This is a messenger RNA of Peniophora sp. CBMAI 1063, 4191 nucleotides long. The record is from the annotation of a GenBank genome assembly. Lineage: Eukaryota; Fungi; Basidiomycota; Agaricomycetes; Russulales; Peniophoraceae.
AUGGGUAUUCCGAAGUUCUUCAGAUAUAUCUCGGAGCGCUACCCGCUGACUUCGCAGAUUAUCGAGGAGGAUAAGAUCCCGGAGUUUGACAAUCUCUACCUCGACUUCAACGGAAUCAUUCACAACUGCUCACAUCCCAACGAUGAGGACGCGCAUUUCCGACUAUCUGAGGAGCAGAUAUUCACAGCCAUAUUCGCAUAUGUGGAUCACUUAUUCGGGAAGAUAAAGCCAAAGAAGCUGUUCUUCAUGGCUGUCGACGGAGUGGCGCCGCGUGCGAAGAUGAAUCAACAACGCAGUCGGCGUUUCAGGACGGCGAAGGAGGCGCGUGAGGUGCGCGAGAAGGCGCUUAGGAACGGAGAGAAGCUGCCAGAUGAGAAGGCGUUUGACAGCAAUUGUAUCACGCCCGGGACAUUAUUCAUGGCGAAGCUGUCUGAGCAGCUGAAGUACUUUGUAAACAAGAAGAUAUCCGAAGAUGCGAAUUGGCGCGACAUUCAGGUCGUUCUAUCUGGACAUGAGGUUCCCGGAGAGGGCGAGCACAAGAUUAUCGAAUACAUUCGCCUAUCGAAGGCGCAACCCAAUUAUGACCCAAACAUGCGCCACUGUUUCUACGGAUUGGACGCCGACCUCAUGAUGCUGGGCCUGCUCAGCCAUGACCCACACUUCUGCUUGUUGCGUGAGGAGGUCAAGUUUGGGCCCGCGAGAAGAAAGCAUAGCGGCGGGUUAGAGUCGAUCAACUUCUAUCUACUCCAUUUAUCGCUUCUGCGCGAAUACUUGGACCUGGAAUUCCAAGAUCUACGUCAUAUUCUUCCGUUUGAGUACAACCUUGAGCGUGUCAUUGACGAUUUCAUCGUCCUGGCCGUCUUCAUCGGCAAUGACUUCUUGCCGCAUCUGCCGGACUUGCAUAUUCAGGAGCAUGGACUGGAGAAGUUAUUUGACGUCUAUCUGAAAGUACUGCCGUCUCUUGACGGCUACAUCAACGACCACGGUCAAGUCAACUUCGUACGCCUGCAGGCGAUCAUGAACGAGAUGGCCGAUUGGGAGCGAGAUAUCUUCGAGAAGGAGUUCUCGGACAUCAAUUGGUACAAGGGCAAGCAGGCGAAGCAUGUCAAGCAGACGAAGCAGAGCGCGCAGAAGGGCGGUGGUCUCGUCCUGACACCGGGUCAGCGCGCGAUCUUCGACAAGGUCCAGGCGUUUGUACUGGAGUACCGGAAGUCGAUCUCCCCUCACAAGCUCGGCGAUGCACGCCUCACUAUGCCGAACUUGUUCCCGGCGGGCGAGCGGAAGUUCAUCACCGAUCUUACCAAAGACUUGCACUUGGACGUGACUUGGGACGAGUACGACGACUAUGACCAGAACCUGGUGACGAUUCGCUUCCCUGGCGCGCUCGACGAGCCCGUUCCAGUGGGCGAUGACGCUGAGGACGACUCGGAAUGGGAGGAGGACGAAGAGGCGCAGCAGGCUGUUGAUCGAGUGCUGAAGAAGUACGACAAGGCGCAUGUCAUCAACGACGAUGAAGACGGUGAUUUCGAUACGAGGCAUGAGCGUGCGAUCUUGGAGAAGAUGGAUGAGUGGAAGAGGGGUUACUAUAAGGGGAAGCUCAACAUCGACUAUGAUGAGCCAGAACAGCUCUACCCGCUUGUAUACCGCUGGGCGGAGGGUCUGCAGUGGGUGAUGUACUACUACUAUCGCGGUGUGGCGUCGUGGAGUUGGUUCUACGACUAUCACUACGCCCCGCGUAUUUCUGAUCUGAAGGGACUGGACAAGAUGGAGUUCAAGUUCGAGCUUGGUACUCCGUUCAAGCCCUUCGAACAGCUGAUGGGCGUCUUGCCCGAGGCUAGUAAAGAGCUCUUGCCUAUGGCUUUCCGGGAACUCAUGUACGACCCGAACUCGCCUAUCUUGGACUUCUACCCGCAGGAGUUUGAGCAAGAUCUCAAUGGCAAGAAGCAGGAUUGGGAGGCUAUCGUCAAAAUCCCGUUCAUUGACGAGAAGCGUCUCUUGCGAGCGAUGUCAGCGCGCGAGGCCCGGCUAUCAAACGAGGAGAAGAACCGCAACUCGUUCGGGACAAGCUGGACGUUCCGCUACAACACCGGUGAACCAACGGUUUACCCAUCAUCUUUGCCCGGUUUCUUCCCACCACUAACCCGAUGCACGACUACGAUGGAACCCUUCCACUUGCCCACCCUGGAAGGUCUCCACCUCAUCAAGGGCUUACUCAAUGGUGUCAAGCUCGGCGCUGACGCGCUCGCUGGUUUCCCGUCGCUCAAGACCUUACCGCACAAUGCGACUCUUGGCCAUCACGGCGUGAACGUGCACGGCUCGGAGAGCCGCAACAAGUCCAUCGUCAUUCACAUCAAGAACCCCUUCGAGGCACAGAAGCCAGAGGAUGUCGCUAAUGCGCAUAUCGGGAAGAAGACGUUCAUCGGCUGGCCGUUCCUCCAGGAGGCCACGGUGGUCGCCGUGUCCAACUCACUCUUCAAGUAUGAGAAGAUGAGCGUCGUUCAGGGCGCACCUCCCAGAGUUGUUGCGAAUCCGCAUAGCCAGCAUGGUCUCAGCAUUUGGAAGUCGAAGGCAGAGCGGAUUGAGUCUGUAUACUCUAAGAAGGCAGGUGUCCUGACGGGGGACAUCGACAUGCUUCUCCAUGUCCGGCCGUUGAAAGGUCUCCAGCGCCUAGAGUCUGGUGCUCUUGUCAAGGAAUAUGACGGCCCGCAUAAGGAGACGGAGGUCGCACUGCAGAUGGCCGUGGCCGCGGUCGUUUCGGAGGAUCCGCGGUUCAUGGAGCGUGAGCCGCCCCCGCUCAGCGAGGAGUUCCCAGAUGGCACUCGCGUGUUCUUCCUGGGCGAGCAUGCGUACGGUGUUGCUGCUCAAGUCUCUGCGACAACACAAGACUCUCUGUCUGUCAUCCUCGCAUUCUUCCCCUCGGACAAGGCGGAUAACGACAAGUUCAAGUCAAUCGUCCAUCACCGUAGCCAACUACGCUACUAUCCGUCAUACAAGGUCGCCGAAUUGGUCGGCAUCUCAAGCCGAGCCCUAUCGCGCGUCACGUCCAGCUUCAUGGUGCUCUCCGAGGGCCAGAAGAUCAACCUCGGGCUCAGCUUGAAGUUCGAGGCGAAGGGCAUGAAAGUACUCGAUUACUCGCGCAAGGAUGGCCGUAACUGGGAAUUCAGCGAUCAGGCCAUCGCGCUGAUCAAGGAGUACAAGGCCAAGUAUCCUCAGGUCUUUCGGUGUCUUGACACCAACGGUGAUGAUAUGGCGAGAGCCACCGAUAUCUUCUCCGAGGAUGCUGGUGCACAGGCCAAAGAAGUUCGUUCUUGGCUCAACACCAAGGGUGUGCGCGACUUCGAGCCUGUCUCACUGUUCUGCGAUCAACUCAAGAAGGAUGCCGUCGCCGAGAUCGAGAAAGUGGCAGACGAGGCCAACGCGAACCGGGUUCCAGCUGCCAUCAAAAAGGCAAUCGUCAAAAAUAUCCCACGCCGCGCGCUGCUCAAACCCGCUCACGCCGUCUACCGCCUUCAAAAUCAGGCAUUCUCCCUUGGCGACCGAGUGACGAUGGUACAGGACUCCGGCGCUGUCCCCCUCUCCGCAAAGGGCGUUGUCAUCGGUCUCAACAACAAGACCAUGGACGUAGUGUGGGACUCGACGUUCCUCUCCGGGAGUACCCUCAAUGGGCGAUGCUCGCAAUACCGAGGAUCGACAGUAGACUUUAACUCUUGUCUCAACCUUAGCAACCCCCAGUUUAUCGCGUCACUGCAGCCCAACGGGACCGCAGCUGCACCUAAUCAGCCCUUCCGCCCCCGCAUCGGCCACAAUCCCGCCGCCAACAACCCUCCAGGUUAUCAGGCUGCCUCAGGUUUCCGCCCAGCGCCGCAGCGUCCGGGGCAAGCGCCCGUGAGCAUCAUGUCGAACCCUCACCGUGGCGGGAGAGGAGGAUUCGCGAACGGCCGUGGCGGCCACGCUGCUCCGGCUGCUGAUGGCGACGGCGCCGCGAAUGCGGCACCUGCAGCGCGGGGUGGCUUCGCCCAUGCCGCGCGCGGAGGUGGCCAUGCUCAACCAAACCAUCUCACGCCCGUACCGCCUGCCCGUGGCGGUUUCAAUCCUGCCUUCGGACGUGGCCGUGGAGGAUUUGUGCACCGUGGGGGCCCACGAGGAGGCCGGGGCGGUCGUGGGCGUGGGGCUGCUGCCGUACCGUCUUGA